Molecule: messenger RNA, 1083 nt
Organism: Geosmithia morbida
Lineage: Eukaryota; Fungi; Ascomycota; Sordariomycetes; Hypocreales; Bionectriaceae
Product: Short-chain dehydrogenase
Exons: 1
Coding region: 1-1083 (360 amino acids)
Molecular function (GO): oxidoreductase activity, acting on the CH-OH group of donors, NAD or NADP as acceptor
Source: RefSeq, a predicted model, not a curated record
AUGUCCCUCGCUACUUGUGCUCUCCGAAUCUCGCGCUCCGCCGCCACCCCUACUGCACGUAUAAGUCUCGCCCGCACCUUCUCCGUUGCCAGGCCACGUCUGGCUCAGGACCCCAAGAAUAGCAAGAAUGCCGUCCACGAGUACGAGGUCCCUUUCACGCGAUACGGCGCCGGCCAGGACCACGGCGAACACAGCAGCCUCAACGUCCACCCGGACGAUGCCCGCGUGCCGCAGGAGAGCCCGACACCGCGCACCGACGACCCGAUCCAGCCCCUGAGCGGCCGCGUGUACGAGGCCCUCCCCCCCACUAUGAAGAGCAUGAGCGUCUACGGCAAGACCGUCAUCGUCACCGGCGGCGCCCGCGGCCUGGGAAACAGCAUGGCCCGCGCCUGCGCCGAGGCCGGCGCUAGCAAUAUCGUCAUCUUCGACGCCAACCAGGAGCUGGGCGACGAGGCCGCCGCCGAGCUGCACGACAAGUCGGGUCUCCCCGUCUCAUUCUUCAAGGUCGACGUCCGCGACGGCGGCGCCAUCAACGCCGCCGUCGACUCGGUCGUCGAGCACUUCGGCGCCCCGGACGUGCUGGUCAACGCCGCUGGCAUCGCCGACUCCAACAUCAAGGCCGAGACCUACGACCCCGCCAUGUUCCGCCGCCUCAUCGACAUCAACCUCAACGGCACCUUCCUCAUGACCCAGGCCGUCGGCCGCGCCAUGAUGGCUGCCGGCAAGCCCGGCAGCAUGGUCCUCGUCGCCUCCAUGUCGGGCAGCAUCGUCAACUACCCCCAGGAGCAGAGCUGCUACAACGCCUCCAAGGCCGGCGUCAUACAGUACGCCAAGUCCAUCGCCGCCGAGUGGGCCAAGCACGGCAUCCGGGUCAACUGCAUCUCCCCCGGUUACAUGGACACGGCCCUGAACCGCGUGCCCGCCCUAGACGCCCAGAAGAAGAUCUGGAGGUCCCUCACUCCUCAGGGCCGUCUGGGCAACGUCGACGAGCUCAAUGGGCUGUGUGUCUACCUGGCCUCGGACUCUUCUAAGUUUAUGACUGGGUCUAACCUGAUUUGCGAUGGUGGAUACACAUGUUAUUAG